AUGUCCUGUGAGUCUUUAUAUGACGUACUCCUGGUGGAUCAAAAUGCCACAUUGGACGACAUCAAGCUGGCCUUCAAGAAGCGUGCCUUGCAAGUGCAUCCGGACAAAGGUGGUAGCAAGGAAGCUUUCCAUCUGGUGUACCAGGCACUUGAGACCUUAGCUGAUCCAGAGGCCCGCGCAAAAUAUGACAACACUUUGUCACAGGUCAAAACGAGACCUGAGCAACGGCCGCAUCAGAGGGUCCCAGGCCGCAAAAAGAAGGCUCCGAAGAAACCUGGCCACCGGGCCGCCGAAAAGGAACCAAAGCCAAAGAGACCUGCAGCUCAUGGGGGUAAGGCUUCAACUGCACCAGCAGCACCGGCAACCCAGCAGUCCAAGCAAACAAAGCUGUUGAUCAGAAUCCAUGAUCUCUUAAAACAAUUGCCUCGACAUGUGCGGAAUGAUGUGAUCUGCAAGCAGUUCUCCCAGAAGCAGCGCUUGAUUCUAGAGAGAUGGAUGGUUGACAUGUCGACUGAGGGUGGAAAAGAGAGAUCAUUGGCAUUGGCUACAGAAAGUCUGGCAGCAAGUGCCCGGAGUCCUGGAACGGCACAAGAUGGGCAUUGCAGCGUGCUUGCUUUGCCAGCGGCAAGCGCCAGCUUCAGCCGGAAAGAAUUUGCUAAGCAGACCGCUAAGCGGACGAAGAGAAAGAGGAAUAAAGAAUCGAAGGGAAAGGUGCGAAGCACUGCGGGCUACCUCAAAAAAGAUUCACGUGGCAGCCUUGCUUACAGGGCCGGCAUUUGCUUUGAUUCAUUUGAGAUGCUUACCAAAAAAUGUGACUUUCAAACUGCUCUUGAAUACUUGGUGGUUCUCACUGCCGCAAAGCAGAAGAUGCGAGAUCCCAAAGCCCCCGACCUCCAUUUUGAGGAGCGAUUGCAAGCGGCCCUCGUUUCCUCUGCCAAAGAGCACGGGAAAGACCUUGCAGAUCUCAGACUUAGUUUUGUGCUUAUCCAAGCGGCUGGAUUUUUUAUUGGAAUCUCAUUGCGGGCACCCACAGUUCGCAGUAUUGACAUCCUUGGAAGGAUGCGCUGCUUCAUGGAGGCUUUUCGCCAAUAUGCCAAGAAUGGGGGGAAUCGAUGCAUCUAUUGGCAGUAUAGCCCAGCGCAUCUCCAGGAUGCUUGGGAACGGUUUCAAAAAGGUGUGGCUCAUGCCUGGGAGAUUGCUGGGGCAAAUAGCACCGAUAUUCUGCAGAAGAUCCAGGCGCUUCACAAAGGCAGAACUGAAUUCCGCAUCAGACAAUUGCAGAAGUGGGAGCAGGGACACAUGGCAAUGCAAGACAAGAACUGGCGUCGUCCCAAAAGACUGCGAACACCGUUGCCCUUUCGGGCACAAAAAUAUAGAAAAGUCCUUUCAGAGCGUGAAGAGUGCCGACGGAUGGCUUUGGAGGAUAGAAAAAGACAUCGGCCUAGAGGAUUGCGAGGUCAGAAUUAUUCCCGAAAGUUGUUGGCUUUGAAAAGGCUGCUUGCUAGGUGGGAGAGUGCCCUGAAAAGAAAGGCAAGGCUGCUGGACAAAGCACGUCGGAAGGUCAUAGAAGAAAAGAAGGCGCAGCGAAAAAAGACCCAAGAGGAACGAAGACGAUUGGAAGCUUUGAACCAGAAACGGCUGAAAGAAGAAGAGCGCCUGAGAAGAAAAGCACUUCGAAAGAGAAUGAGAUCCGACCUCACUAUGGACGAGAUUCUUGGCCGGCAUGAUGCCGAUGGCCCCGACCGAAAAAAGUGGGACGUGCUUCGAUCUUGGGCAUUUAUACGCUGUUCCACAGGUCUUUCAUGAUGGAAUACGGUUUGGAAUGACGAUGUUGAUGAUGGUGAUGGUGAUGAUGAUGAUGAUGAUG
Cladocopium goreaui is the source of this 1867-nucleotide messenger RNA. The record is from the annotation of a GenBank genome assembly. NCBI's taxonomy places the organism in Eukaryota, Dinophyceae, Suessiales, Symbiodiniaceae.